Talaromyces rugulosus is the source of this 819-nucleotide messenger RNA. RefSeq lists its product as uncharacterized. Gene Ontology annotation, biological process: proteasome-mediated ubiquitin-dependent protein catabolic process. The transcript is spliced from 4 exons. The record is from RefSeq and is a predicted model, not a curated record. Bases 1 to 819 code for a protein of 272 amino acids. Gene Ontology annotation, cellular component: cytoplasm; nucleus. Gene Ontology annotation, molecular function: protein binding. Lineage: Eukaryota; Fungi; Ascomycota; Eurotiomycetes; Eurotiales; Trichocomaceae.
AUGGCAGCCAUGGCCGCCGCUAACAUCAUGUCUCCUACUUCUGCGUCUCCAACACCAACGUGGCACCACUUCGACCGAAAGGUCGAAGAGGUCAAGCCGUCCAAAGCUGACAUUAACUCUCUAGUCAUGGACUACCUUGUGACCAAUGGCUAUCCUGCUGCAGCAAAAAGAUUUGCCGUCGAGGCCAACAUCCAGCCGAAAGCUGAUAUUGGGUCGAUUCAGGAACGAGUCGAGAUUCGCAGUGCGAUCCACUCGGGUGAUAUCCAAACAGCCAUUGAAAAGAUAAACGAGCUGAACCCUCAGAUUCUGGAUGCGGAUCCAUCCCUCCACUUCUCGUUACUUCGUCUGCAGCUUGUGGAACUGAUUCGUAAAUGUACUUCCACUCCUAAUGGGGACAUUACCCCCGCGCUGGAAUUUGCAACGUCUCGACUUGCUCCGCGGGCACCAACCAAUCCUCAAUUCCUUGAGGACUUGGAACGUACUCUGGCCCUUCUAAUCUUCCCAGCGGAAAGUUUGACACCAGCACUGGCUGCUCUUCUUCAUCCCGAUCUGCGCAAGGAUAUUGCCACUAGGGUCAACCAAGCCAUUUUGGAAAACCAGGGCGCUCGUAAAGAGGCUCGACUGCGCAAUUUGGUCAAGCUUCGUGCUUGGGCGGAGCAAAAGGCUCGAGAGACAAAGCCCGGAAUUCCCGAUCAUCUUGACAUCGGACUCUGUAACGAUAAAUCAAAGUCGAAUGACCACCGCCAUUCCAGUGCAAAUGGCAAUUCUGAUGAUGCCGUCAUGACAAACGAUGGGACCAUCGACCCCAUGAUUGUGUAA